CAUCCAUCCAUUCUCCACUCCAAGAAUGCCAUUCCACCAUCUUUCCUUCUCCACCAUCCUCCACUCCCUCUCCCAAACGCCCCACAGGCUUAGGAGGAGAGCGUUGGUUACGUGGACCCCAGACCAGGAGCUCAACCAAGUGAGGGAAAGAUCAGGGGCAGACAUGAAGAGGAAGCUGGAGUGGUAUGACCUUGUGGCACUCGGUGUGGGAGGGAUGCUUGGUGCUGGAGUCUUCGUGACGACAGGCAGGGUCGCCCAUGAGGUCACAGGCCCUGCCGUCUUUGUUUCAUACAUCAUUGCAGGAAUAUCAGCACUCCUUUCUUCACUGUGUUACACUGAGUUCUCCGUCGAGACACCGGUCGCCGGUGGUGCUUUUAGUUAUCUAAGGAUAACAUUCGGAGAGUUUGUGGGCUAUUUUGGAGGGGCAAAUAUAUUAAUGGAGUAUGUUCUAUCAAACGCAGCAGUGGCAAGAAACUUUACUGAGUAUUUGAGCAGUGCCUUUGGUUCGCAUAACGCGAGCUCAUGGAGGGUUGAAGUGUCUGGCCUAGCCAAGGACUAUAACCAACUGGAUUUCCCUGCUGUUGUUCUUCUUCUUCUUCUCACUCUAUGCCUUUGUCAUGGCACAAAGGAGAGCUCCAUGUUGAACCUUGUGAUGACUGUCUUUCAUGUGAUCUUCUUUGGAUUUAUUAUUGUUGCUGGUUUCUGCAACGGGAGUCCAAGAAAUUUGGUAAAGCCUAAAGGGCUGCUUCCCUUUGGUGCGAGAGGGAUUCUUGAUGGAGCAGCCAUAGUAUACUUCAGCUACAUUGGCUAUGAUUCCGUGUCAACCAUGGCAGAAGAGAUUAGGAACCCCUCAAAAAGCCUUCCUAUUGGCAUUGCCGGCUCCGUGCUAAUCGUCUCCACACUCUAUUGUCUGUUGGCCUUGGCUUUGUGCUUCAUGAUUCCUUACAAUGAGAUAUCAGUGAACGCAUCGUUUUCUUCGGCUUUCCAGAAGAAGGUGGGUUGGAAGUGGGCGAGCAAAACCAUUGGAGCUGGGGCGAGCUUGGGUAUCGUGGCGUCCCUCCUGGUUGCCAUGCUAGGCCAGGCAAGAUACCUGUGUGUCAUUGCGAGAGCUCGGCUGGUGCCACUCUGGUUCGCCAAAGUGCACCCUUCUACCGGUACCCCAAUGAAUGCAACAAUCUUCUUGGGACUCUUCACAGCAUCAAUUGCGCUGUUCACAGAACUUGAGAUAGUGCUGGAAAUGAUAUCAAUUGGGACGCUGCUAGUCUUCUACUUGGUAGCCAAUGCACUAGUCUAUCGGCGCUAUGUGAAAGUCGGCAGGAACCGCCCACUCCCCACUCUCCUUUUCCUGCUGCUCCUCACGUCAAGCUCCAUUGGCUUCUCCUUAUCAUGGAAGCUCAAUGAAGGAUACUGGUGGGAGAUGGCUUUGUUUGGUGGUGCCUCCAUUCUUGUCACUGCUUUUUUUCAUCAUAGAGUCCCUUGCAAUCACCGGCCGUCGGAGUGGUCGGUGCCAUUCAUGCCAUGGCCGGCUGCAGCCUCCAUCUUCCUCAAUGUUUUUCUCAUGACUACUCUCAAAGCAAAGGCUUUCGUGAGAUUUGCAGUGUGGAGUUUUGUGAUCACAUUGUUCUAUGCGUUGUAUGGGGUGCACUCCACAUACCAUGCGGAAGAAAUGGAGAUGGAGAGGGGAAUAGAUCAAGGAAAUGCAAACCCAUCUUCCCAUGAUCACCAAGCUGCCAAACUGGACGUACAGGUGCCUUAGUUCAUCAUAGUAGCUGAACUUUGUUGCCUUCUUGGGCGCCCUCCAGUGCAUGAGAUAUUGGACUCCUACUUCAGGAAAAAUAAAAAGGGGAGAUCGAGAAAAACCUCUCUGAAGGGCCAUUGAGGA
This is a messenger RNA of Elaeis guineensis (African oil palm), 1882 nucleotides long. Its product is annotated as cationic amino acid transporter 6, chloroplastic-like. Gene Ontology annotation, molecular function: amino acid transmembrane transporter activity. Gene Ontology annotation, biological process: amino acid transport; transmembrane transport. Gene Ontology annotation, cellular component: plasma membrane. The record is from RefSeq and is a predicted model, not a curated record. NCBI's taxonomy places the organism in Eukaryota, Viridiplantae, Streptophyta, Magnoliopsida, Arecales, Arecaceae.